UAUUAUUAUUAUUAUUAUUUAAAAAUCAAAUUUCUUUUAAGAAGUUACAAUAUUUGUGAGAACCUUAAUGUGAAGAUUGGGUUAAAAAAACAUUAUUUUAUUUUAUUUUAUUAUUAAAAUCCAAAUCAAAUAUUUAAUUUGAAUCAUAAUCUGAAUCAUAACAAUAAAUGGAUAUCGGCAAAUAAUAAUUUAAUUCUUUACAAAACUGUACAUAUAAAAUCUGAAACAGGUUUUGAAAAGGUUUGUAAAUAUAGUAAAUAUUUUAUUUUGGGUUUAAUGUCGUUUUCUGUUGUUUAAUCUUUGAAGAUUGUUAAAAAGAUGAAAACAGAUCUGAUCCCAGGAGGAACAGGAAGUUGCUGUCAAGCGACAGGAAGUGGAGGCGAUGUCAUUUCCUGUUGUUCUCGUGCUGCUCUACUGUUUGUGUUCUGCAGCUGGUGCACCUCCUCGGUUCUGUUCGUGUUCUGGUUGGUUCCCCAGAACCUUCACAGAACCGGUUCACCGGUGAUCCGCUGCUGAAGCUUCUCUCCUUCCCCAUUGGGCCAAACGUUCAGCUUCAACCCGACCAGAACCAGCCCGGUUCUGGAGUUUUGUCUGACAGCAUGCCGGUCAGACAGAACUCCAGAACCAGCCCGGUUCUGGAGUUUUGUCUGACAGCAUGCCGGUCAGACAGAACUCCAGAACCAGCCCGGUUCUGGUGUUCUGUCUGACAGCAUGACGGUCAUUCGGAACACUAGAACCAGCCCGGUUCUGGAGUUCUGUCUGACAGCAUGGCGGUCAUUCGGAGCCGGAACCAACCAGGAACCGCAGAACGUCUGAGGGAUGGAUCUACUGCUUUAGUGUAGUACCGUGGUCCGGCUGUUUGUUGCCCGACUGCCAGAUUGUUGUUCAAUGUUUCCUCCGGGCCGUUUGAGCCGACCCGGUUCCACCAGACCCGGUUCUACCGGAUCAGACCCGGACGUUGGAUCCUGUCUGUCUUUGCCAGAUCCACCUGACUGAGUAAAACCAGAAUACAUUGACUGUGAGGUGAUCAGAACCGGUCCAGUUCUUCAGAGUUCCUCCCUGAGGUUCUGAGGAUAGACCGUUGAUCACGUUAAUCAGGAACGUGGUCCGUUCUCUCCCUCCACGCUGCGGUAGAACCCGGUUCCCCUCCACGCUGCGGUAGAACCCGGUUCCCCUCCACGCUGCGGUAGAACCCGGUUCCCCUCCUCGCCGCAGCAGCAGUGCAUGUUCCUCCCACUCCACUGAAGGUUUACGGCGUCUGGACCCAGCAGAACCGCGUGUUUACGGACCCGUGUCCUCUGAGCGUGUUCAGCUGAUGGAUGCAUGUUGUGGUGACGCUUUUCUAUUUUUACAUGUUUCUGUACGUGUCCACAGGAAGGAAUAAAGACGUGUUCCUGUCUGGGUCUGGCUUUAUUCACACGUUUCAUUCACAGAACAUUAAAAUGACUGGUGGUGGUUUCACUGCACGCUUUGAUGAUUUGUCUCUAGGAUAAAACAGGUUCUACUCGGGUUAUUAACAGUACCAUCAAUGGAUUUUAUUAUCUUUACUAUAAAAUAAGAGUUCAGAACUCCAGGAGCUGCCUCUUUCUAACAGCUUUCCUGCUAAAACCGGACCUAAACCUGCUGGAUGCAGCAGAACCAGAUGUUCCUCAGCAGACGCCGGUGUCGGCCACCAGGUGGCAGCACAGGGCCUCCAUCCAGGGCUGGACCUCCCUCUGCAGACACUUAGAGCUCAUCUUCUCAGGUUUCUGUGAAGUUUUCACUAAGCUCCUUCACACGGCCUGAGCUCACACCCCCACCCUGGCCUGGUUGGAGUUCUGCCAAUCCCAUCAGGCACCUGAACGCUCACAGCCUGGCGGUUAAUCUGGCCGAUUAAUGAGCCGCCUUUUGUCCAGUCCAGGGCUUCCUGAUGGGAUUAAGGCAGCACUCGGACAUCUGCUGGUCAUUCCCAGCUCAGAACACCAAGCUGCUGCUGCAGCGUCCUGUUCAGACCCGGUUCUUCUCUGUCCCGGUACAUCUACUGACCAACAGCAUGAAGACUUCUUCUCUGUCCUGGUACAUCUACUGACCAACAGCGUGAAGACUUCUCUGUCCUGGUACAGCUACUGACCAACAGCGUGGAGACUUCUCCUCUGUCCUGAUACAUCUACUGACCAACAGCAUGAAGACUUCUCCUCUGUCCUGGUACAUCUACUGACCAACAGCAUGAAGACUUCUCCUCUGUCCUGGUACAUCUACUGACCAACAGCGUGGAGACUUCUCCUCUGUCCUGGUACAUCUACUGACCAACAGCGUGGAGACUUCUCCUCUGUCCUGGUCCAUCUACUGACCAACAGCAUGAAGACUUCUCCUCUGUCCUGGUACAUCUACUGACCAACAGCGUGGAGACUUCUCCUCUGUCCUGGUACAUCUACUGACCAACAGCGUGAAGACUUCUCCUCUGUCCUGGUACAUCUACUGACCAACAGCGUGGAGACUUCUCCUCUGUCCUGAUACAUCUACUGACCAACAGCAUGAAGACUUCUCCUCUGUCCUGGUACAUCUACUGACCAACAGCAUGAAGACUUCUCCUCUGUCCUGGUACAUCUACUGACCAACAGCGUGGAGACUUCUCCUCUGUCCUGGUACAUCUACUGACCAACAGCGUGGAGACUUCUCCUCUGUCCUGGUCCAUCUACUGACCAACAGCAUGAAGACUUCUCCUCUGUCCUGGUACAUCUACUGACCAACAGCGUGGAGACUUCUCCUCUGUCCUGGUACAUCUACUGACCAACAGCGUGAAGACUUCUCCUCUGUCCUGGUACAUCUACUGACCAACAGCGUGGAGACUUCUCCUCUGUCCUGGUCCAUCUACUGACCAACCGCGUGGAGACUUCUCCUCUGUCCUGGUACAUCUACUGACCAGCAGCAUGAAGACUUCUCUGUCCUGGUACAGCUACUGACCAACAGCGUGGAGACUUCUCCUCUGUCCUGGUACAUCUACUGACCAACAGCGUGAAGACUUCUCCUCUGUCCUGGUACAUCUACUGACCAACAGCGUGAAGACUUCUCUGUCCUGGUCCAUCUACUGACCAACAGCGUGAAGACUUCUCUGUCCUGGUCCAUCUACUGACCCACAGUGUGGAGACGGGAGGCUCCCUGUCAGAAGGCCCAUGAAGGAUGAGGCGCUGGGGGAGAGUCUGCGGAGACCUGACCCGGCUUAGAGGACAGACUGGAGGCAGAGGGAGACCGUGGAUCUCGUGAAUGUCAAAAUAUGAGACGAGCUUCAGGUAGAGUUGAACCUAAGAUGGACAAACAUGACGGAGGAAGAAGGAUGACAGCAGAGACACAAGUGCAACGAGGAAACACCAGACAGGAACACAGAGAGACCCCAGAGACUGGACCGAGUCCUGGAGAUGUUUAAGUUCUGGACAGGAUCAGUUCUGCCACCGCGCCGUAGCUCCUCAUUGCCAGAACCAUGACGGACAACCACAACAUGUUGAAAAAUGGCGACUGUGAGUCAGCGAGGCAAGCCAGCGACAUCACCUUCAGCGCCAACAUCAGCCCCGCCCACGGUCUGCGGCGCAAACGCCUGCUGUGGCAGAGCGCCGUCAGGAACAUCAUCGACCAGCACAACCUGUACUCCCUGAGGCUGGCGGGGGGGCUGGAGAGAGGCCGCCACCGCAUCACCGUCACCGACGCCUACAUCGCCGACAUCAACAGGCAGAUCCGCAACAAGACGUCUCGGGGGAACUUCUGGCAGAAGCGCCGUUCGUCUGCGGCUCGGGUUCACCCGGCGACGCAGAGGGUUUCUGUGCAGACACAAGUCGCCCAACGCCUACUCACUGACGCAGACUUCUUUGUGUCGUAUGGAUCCACGGUCCGAGGCGUCUUCAUUCCUACGAUGCAGCUCAUAUUCAAAUCUCCUGACCUGGAGCUGACCUACCAGCAGUUCUCCUCGGCUCAGAGAAGAACCUCUCUGGUUGUCACCAACCUUAUUGACGUCUUCAUCCGGCUGUUCGUCUCCCUGGUGGCCUCGCCGGCAGGCUGGGGGGGCGUGGCCUGUGACUGGCUGACCGGCCUGUCGGUCCUCCUGUGGGCGGGGAUCUGUGGGCUGUCCGUGGCGAGGAAGGAGGUGAUGACGUCACCACCGUGGCUCAGGUACCUGUCGGUGGUCACCUGGCUGUCCCAGACUGUCCAGGUGUUGGUUGGGGUGUUCAGCUGGGGGGAAACUGAUUACUCCUGGUACGUCUUCUUCACUCUGUUCUCCACCUACGCCCUGUUGACUCUGCCCCUCCCCUGGUCAAUUGCUGCAGGAGCGAUAACCUCCACUCUGCAGCUCCUAGUGGAUGUCUGGUGGCACUACAGCAACCACUUCCUCAUCAGAAGGGUGCUCUCAAAGGCUUUGCUGUACCUGGCAAUGAACACUGCAGGCGUCUUCAUCCACUACCUGUCUGACCGGACCCAGCGGCAGAGUUUUCUGGAGACCCGGAGAUGUAUCGAAGGACGAGUCCGACUGGAGAGGGAGAACCAAAGACAGGAGCGAUUGGUCAUGUCCAUCCUACCACGCUUCCUGGUUCUAGAGAUGAUUGCAGACAUGGCCGCGGUCGAUGAAUAUCUGCUGCCUCAGCAGUUUCACAAAAUCUACAUCCACCACUACAAGGACGUCAGCAUCCUCUUUGCAGACAUCAUCGGCUUCACGUCUCUCUCUUUGAUUCUUUCGGCUCAGGAACUCGUUAAAACUCUCAACGAGCUCUUUGGACGCUUCGACAGGCUGGCGGAGGAGCAUCAGUGUCUGCGGAUAAAGAUCCUGGGCGAUUGUUACUACUGUGUCUCUGGCGUCCCAGAGCCCCAGCGAGGACACGCCCGCUGCUGUGUGGAGAUGGGCCUCAGCAUGAUCAGCACCAUCCGGUAUGUUCGUCGGGAGCUGCAGCAGGACGUGGACAUGCGGAUCGGUGUCCACUCGGGUUCUGUCCUCUGUGGCGUGCUGGGUCUCCAGAAGUGGCAGUUUGACAUCUGGAGCUGGGACGUUGACAUCGCCAACUGUCUGGAGGCAGCAGGAGUGCCAGGGCAGGUCCACAUUUCACAGGCCACUCUGGACUGUCUGGGUGGGAUCUACCAGGCCGAGCAGGGCCACGGCCAGGACCGCAGCGACUUUCUACGCAAACACAACAUCGACACAUACCUGAUCCGCCCGGCCACGCGGGACGAGGCCCAGCCCCCCCGAGCCAGGCGGCCCAGUUACGAUGAGCUGACGACGUGGAGCGCCGAGCUGCCGUUUGGAGACAUCCUGGGCAUGAACUUUAUCCUCGCCACCUUCACCAAUGGCUCCCUGACCCAACUGCCCAAUCACAUCGCAGCUCAGCGCUCAGGUUCACGGGAGGUGAACAAGAGGAUCUGUCAGGCCAUGGAAGUCCGCAGCAGCGAACGGAUGAGGAAAGAGCACAUCACCACCUUCACUCAGGUGUUCAAGGACUCCCAGAUGGAGGGAAAGUAUUCUCAGAUGAGAGACGAGCUCUUCAAGUCCAACAUGGUCUGCUCCUUCAUCCUGGUCAUUCUGCUGAUGGCCGUCCAGGUGCUGAUUCCUGCUCCAAGGUUGUGUCUGACGGCGGCGCAGUUCCUUCUCAGCGGCUGUGUUUACUUCCUGCUCCUGCUGUUGACUCUGGGGGAGGAGUUUAAGCAUUGCCCCGCCCCCCUGCAGGCCCUCUGCUGCUGGGUUCACGAAACAAAGUACGCGCGGACAGUCCUCAUGCUAACCGCCAUCGCCGUCAACUCUGUGAUCGCCUCAGUAAACAUCCUGUGGUGUGACUGGUCUGAGUCCGGCGUUACUGAACCCCUGGUGUCUCUGCCCCCCUCCAGAUGGUCAGACAUGAACAUCUGCACUCACCCAGAGUUCAUGGUGCUGAGCGCGGUGGUUGCAAUGGUUACCUGUGCGGUGUUCCUCAGGCUGAGCUGCAUGCUGCAGAUGGCCUUCCUGCUGCUGACCGCCGGCCUGUACACCUAUGUCAUGGAGACGCACAGCUCCCAGCAGCUGUGCAGCAGGGGCGUCUGUCUGCUUCUCAUGACCAUGUUUCUGGUGGCCGUCCUUUACAACAGCAGACAGCUGGAGGCCAUGGCGCGGCUGGACUUCCUGUGGCGCCUGCAGGCGGGGAAGGAGGUGGAGGACAUGAAGGAGCAGAGGGAGCACAACGAGUGUCUGCUGCUCAACAUCCUGCCGGCUCACGUGGCUCAGCACUUCCUGGAGAGAGACGCCAACAACGAGGAGCUCUACUCCCAGUCGUACCAGCGCGUGGGCGUCCUGUUUGCCUCGCUGCCCGGCUUCUCUGACUUCUACGAGCAGAAGGAGCUGGUCCACCAGCACGUCGAGUGUCUGCGCCUCCUCAACCACAUCAUCAGUGACUUUGAUGAGCUGCUGGACGAGUGUUACUUCCAGGAGGUGGAGAAGAUCAAGACCAUCGGCAGCUCCUACAUGGCAGCCUCAGGCCUCUCACCUGACCGGCAGGACUGUGAGGACGGCUGGCAUCACCUCAGCGAGCUGGUGCUGUUCGCCCUGGCCAUGGAGGAGACGCUGAGGCAGAUCAACACGCAGACAGGAAACAGCUUCCAGCUGCGAGUCGGUGUCGCUCACGGCCCGGUGAUCGCAGGCGUCAUCGGGGCCACCAAGCCUCAGUACGACAUCUGGGGCGCCACGGUGAACGUGGCAAGCAGGAUGGAGAGCACCGGGGUCAACGGCAGGAUCCAGGUCCCAGAAUCCACCAGCUGCAUCCUGGUGGAGCGAGGCUUCCUACGGCAGCUCAGAGGGGACAUUUACGUCAAAGGCAUCAGCGAGCAUCACGGAAAGGUGCGGACGUAUUUCGUGAGCAACCGUGAUGAGCGGUCGAGCUUCGCGGAGCGCGGCGGCGUGCGGGCCUUCAGCAUGAACAGGAACACGCUGGGCGCCGUGGUCUACAGCCUGGUGCAGGCCCGCAAGAGGGAGAAGCUGAGGGAGGAGAACGGGGGCUUCCACCUGGUCAAGGCCUCCUGAGACUCUCUGACCUUCAAAAUAAAAGCCCCGCUCCUCCAUAUUUACCCAGAGGGAGGAGAACGGGGGCUUCCACCUGGUCAAGGCCUCCUGAGACUCACUGACCUUCAAAAUAAAAGCCUCGCUCCUCCAUAUUUAACCAGAGGGAGGAGAACGGGGGCUUCCACCUGGUCAAGGCCUCCUGAGACUCUCUGACCUUCAAAAUAAAAGCCCCGCUCCUCCAUAUUUACCCAGAGGGAGGAGAACGGGGGCUUCCACCUGGUCAAGGCCUCCUGAGACUCUCUGACCUUCAAAAUAAAAGCCUCACUCCUCCAUCUUUAACCAGAGGGAGAAGCUGAGGGAGGAGAACGGGGGCUUCCACCUGGUCAAGGCCUCCUGACACUCUCUGACCUUCAAAAUAAAAGCCCCGCUCCUCCAUAUUUAACCAGAGGGAGAAGCUGAGGGAGGAGAACGGGGGCUUCCACCUGGUCAAGGCCUCCUGAGACUCUCUGACCUUCAAAAUAAAAGCCUCGCUCCUCCAUAUUUAACCAGAGGGAGGAGAACGUUGGCUUCCACCUGGUCAAGGCCUCCUGAGACUCUCUGACCUUCAAAAUAAAAGCCUCGCUCCUCCAUCUUUAACCAGAGGGAGGAGAACGGGGGAGGAGAACGGGGGCUUCCACCUGGUCAAGGCCUCCUGACACUCACUGACCUUCAAAAUAAAAGCCUCGCUCCUCCAUCUUUAACCAGAGGGAGGAGAACGGGGGCUUCCACCUGGUCAAGGCCUCCUGAGACUCUCUGACCUUCAAAAUAAAAGCCUCGCUCCUCCAUAUUUAACAAGAGGGAGGAGAACGGGGGCUUCCACCUGGUCAAGGCCUCCUGAGACUCUCUGACCUUCAAAAUAAAAGCCUCGCUCCUCCAUAUUUAACCAGAGGGAGAAGCUGAGGGAGGAGAACGGGGGCUUCCACCUGGUCAAGGCCUCCUGAGACUCUCACCUUCAAAAUAAAAGCCUCACUCCUCUGUCUUUAACAAGAGGCCAGAAACCUUCAGACUUUCAAAAUAAAAGCAGCCUCCUCUGUCUUUAACAAGAGGCCAGAAACCUUCAGACCUUCAAAAUAAAAGCCUCACUCCUCCCUCUUUAACAAGAGGCCAGAAACCUUCAGACUUUCAAAAUAAAAGCCUCGUUCCUCCGUCUUUAACAAGAGGCCCGAAAUCUUCAGACCUUCAAAAUAAAAGCAGCCUUUGGUCUGUUUACCUCACAGUUCUGCAAAAGAACAGUUUUAUUUCCUCUGGAGACGUCGGGCUGCCAGACGAAGCCAUAAAGAACCUUUGUUCCCGUCGGGUUUUAUUCUUUGUUAGGAAUAAAUGUAUCUGAGGAAGUUUACUACUCAAUGAAAUUAUUGUGAUCCUUUGGCAGUUUCAAGUUGUCUCAUUUUGUAUUCUUUUAGUUCCUAAAAUCUAAUAUGUCAGUAAAAUAAAAAUACUUGAAGUGUG
Molecule: messenger RNA, 8470 nt
Organism: Fundulus heteroclitus (mummichog)
Lineage: Eukaryota; Metazoa; Chordata; Actinopteri; Cyprinodontiformes; Fundulidae
Product: adenylate cyclase type 8
Exons: 25
Coding region: 3458-7003 (1181 amino acids)
Biological process (GO): adenylate cyclase-activating G protein-coupled receptor signaling pathway; cAMP biosynthetic process; intracellular signal transduction
Cellular component (GO): plasma membrane
Molecular function (GO): adenylate cyclase activity
Source: RefSeq, a predicted model, not a curated record